AUGUCAGAUUUCAAAGUUAAAACAGGUUUAGCUCAAAUGCUAAAAGGUGGUGUUAUUAUGGAUGUUGUUAAUUCCGAUCAAGCAAAAAUUGCUGAACGUGCUGGGGCAUGUUCGGUUAUGGCGUUAGAAAGAAUUCCAGCAGAAAUGAGAAAAUCAAAUCAAGUUUGUAGAAUGUCAGAUCCAAAAAUGAUUAAAGAAAUUAUGGAAAAUGUUAGAAUACCAGUUAUGGCAAAAGUUAGAAUUGGUCAUAUUGUUGAAAGUCAAAUUUUAGAAGCUUUAGGAGUUGAUUAUAUAGAUGAAAGUGAAGUUUUAACACCAGCAGAUACAAAAUAUCAUAUAGAGAAAUCAAAAUUUAAAGUUCCAUUUGUUUGUGGUGCUAAAAAUUUAGGAGAAGCUUUAAGAAGAAUUAAUGAAGGUGCUGCUAUGAUUAGAUGUAAAGGUGAAGCAGGUACUGGUGAUGUUUCAUCAGCUGUAGAUCAUAUUAGAACAAUUAAAAAAGAUAUUGAAAAUGCUCAAAAAUUAAAAGGAGAAAAAGAAAUUGUUGAAUUAGCUGAAUCAUAUAGAAUUCCAAUUGAUUUAUUAAUUCAAGUUAUUGAAUUAGGUAGAUUACCAGUUGUUAUGUUUGCUGCAGGUGGUGUUGCUACUCCAGCGGAUGCUGCUUUAUUAAUGCAAUUAGGUUGUGAUGGUGUUUUUGUUGGUUCUGGAAUUUUUAAAUCACAAAAUCCUGAAAAAUUAGCAAAAGCUAUUGUUAAUGCAACAACUCAUUAUAAUGAUCCUGUUAAAUUAUUAGAAUAUUCAACUGAUUUAGGUGAUUUAAUGGGUGGUAUUGCAAUUAAUUCAAUUAAAGAAGAUGAAAAAUUGGAAAAAAGAGGUUGGUAA
Insectozyma verbasci is the source of this 879-nucleotide messenger RNA. NCBI's taxonomy places the organism in Eukaryota, Fungi, Ascomycota, Pichiomycetes, Serinales, Debaryomycetaceae. The record is from the annotation of a GenBank genome assembly.